Molecule: messenger RNA, 2449 nt
Organism: Thermothelomyces thermophilus ATCC 42464
Lineage: Eukaryota; Fungi; Ascomycota; Sordariomycetes; Sordariales; Chaetomiaceae
Exons: 2
Coding region: 243-2069 (608 amino acids)
Biological process (GO): nucleotide catabolic process
Cellular component (GO): cytosol
Molecular function (GO): hydrolase activity
Source: RefSeq, a predicted model, not a curated record
CCUGUUGCUGAUCAGAACCGAGGGUCUCGGGCGGGAGCAUGUGCAGGGGCUCAUGUGCCAGCCCGCCAAACCACCGGAGGACGGGAAUCAAGAGUCAGCAACUCGAUGACAGUCUCGAAGACACGGAACGCUCGAUAAGCUCAUCGCCUGGGUCUUGAAAAAGCCACGGCCAGCUGUAGGAGGGCGAGGAUACCGUACAAGAAUUGACGUUCCUUGGUUGGGACUAGUUCAAACCCGACGCGAUGUUACAGAAAGCUGCCGUCAUUGGCAGCGCGUUUGCUGCGCUUGCUCGGACGGUUGGUGCAGCGCAGCCCGGUGCAGCGCAGCCGGUGCCUGCGCCGAUGCGGGAUCUUGUAUGGGGUAAACUCAAUUUUCUACAUACGACAGACACGCAUGGCUGGCAUGCGGGUCAUUUGCAAGAACCUCAGUACUCGGCCGACUGGGGCGACUAUGUCUCCUUCGCCGAGCACAUGCGUGCGAAGGCCGACAGGGACGGCGUCGACCUCCUGCUGGUCGACACGGGCGACCGCGUCGAGGGCAACGGGCUGUAUGAUGCGUCCGAUCCGAAAGGAAAGUACUAUUACGACAUCUACCGGGAGCAGGCUGUCGACCUCAUAUGCACGGGCAACCACGAGCUCUACGUCGCCUCGACUGCCGACCGCGAGCACCAGCGCACCGUGCCCAACUUCAGGCAGAAUUACAUUGCGUCCAAUCUCGACUACGUAGACCCCGAGUCUGGCGAGAGGAUGCCGAUGGCGCAGAGGUAUCGCAAGUUUCAGACCAAGAACCAAAAGCUGGAUGUCGUCGCCUUCGGCUUCCUCUUCGAUUUCACCGGCAACGCCAACAACACGGUCGUCCAGCCGGUCGAGGAGACGGUCCAGGAGCAGUGGUUCCAGGACGCCAUUCGUGAAGAAGCAGAUGUUUUCGUCGUGAUCGGCCAUGUCGGGGUGCACAUGCCCGAGUUCAGGACCAUCUUUAGGGCGAUCCGCAAGCAGAACCCGCUGGCUCCCAUUCUCUUCUUUGGUGGCCAUGUCCAUGUCCGGGAUGCCACCGCUUACGACUCGCGGUCCUUUGCGGUGGCCAGCGGGAGGUACUUUGAGACGAUCGGGUGGAUGUCCGUCGACGGCGAGCUGGAGCGCACGGCGCACUCCGAGGACGCCGAUUUCUCCUUCCACCGCAGGUACAUCGACAACAACCUCGUGGGUCUGCAUUACCACACCGGCCUCAACGAGAGCACCUUCCCCACCGAGCAUGGCCGCAACGUCUCGGCCAUGAUCACCAAGGCUCGUGACGAGCUCAAGCUUGAUCAGACGUUUGGGUGCGCUCCGAAGACCUUGUGGAUGUCUCGAUCGCCUUACCCGGGGAAAGAUAGCAUCUACAGCUGGCUCGAGAACGAGGUUCUCCCAGACGUGGCUGUCAAUUCCAGCAGAGGAGAUGUCCCACGUCUGGUUAUCCUCAACACGGGCGCCAUCCGCUUUGAUAUCUUCAAGGGCCCCUUCACUCGGGACACUACCUACAUCGUCUCGCCGUUCCUCAGCGCUUUUACGUAUAUCCCCAACGUGCCGUAUCGCAUCGCCCGGAAGGUCAUCAAACUGCUGAAUAGCGCGGGCAAGAUCAUGGAGUCGGGCCCGAUGGACAACCGGUUCAUGGCGAUCCCGGAGCAGCUUGUCAUUCAUGAAGACAUCGUCCAUGAAAGCCCCGCGGCUGAUGCGUAUGCGGACGCCUUCGGGCAGAAGCCACUCGGGGGCAGCGCUGAGAAGCGACCUCGUCUGACCGAGGGUUACACCACUAAGGAUGAUAUCGGAAGCGACGGCGACGAUACCGUACAUGCACCCGUCAACUUCUACGUCGUUCCCAACUGCGUUCAGGCAGAGGUGGAAUUCCCGACGGACGGAGAGCCCGAGACGGUAGACCUCGUCUUUCUGGACUUUAUCACCCCGUGGGUGCUGAUGGCUCUGAGACUCCUCGGCGGCGAGUAUAGCCAAAAGGACGUUCAACCCUACAUCGAAGGAACGUUGACCGGAUUGAUGACUGGGUGGAUCGAGAAGAACUGGCCAAAGGACUGCUAGGCUAUGGUAUAUGGGGCGUUAUAUUUUUGGGUUAUCUCCACGAGACAGGUCCCCUGCUUGGUUCGAGGGAAUACGUUCUGGGCGCCGACAUUGGGUUGCGCAUUCCGGGCUGUCUUUGUGAAAUUUCUGACACACUCCUGUUUAACAAAUCGCAUAAUACAUAGACUGGGGGACUGGCGGUUUCAAGCAAUGAGUAGCAGCAUCAUCAUCAUUCUGCCGAGCAAUAAUCGCCUUAGAAAGGGGGUAUUCCGAGAAGACGGGCAUUCCACCCCAAAGAAAGAGCCAUAUAUAAUCCCAGUCGUGACUUUGUUUUCCCCGUUGCGCCUUGAAACGCCAAACCAACGCCUAUUUUUUUUUUUAAAAAAAAAAAAAAAAAACAA